This is a messenger RNA of Oldenlandia corymbosa var. corymbosa, 5182 nucleotides long. NCBI's taxonomy places the organism in Eukaryota, Viridiplantae, Streptophyta, Magnoliopsida, Gentianales, Rubiaceae. The record is from the annotation of a GenBank genome assembly.
CUCAUUUACCUUAAUCCCACCAAGAUCCCCUUGUCUGGAUUCCUCCUGGUCGGCGCUGGUCUCUCAACACUCAAACAGCGACACAAGUUCUCUUUCUCUUUCAAAGCUAACAAGGUGUUAACAAGGACUCAUAAAUAGUGUUAAUUCUGUUGGUAAAUUUGGUAGUAAGCAGAGACAGAGUGGGGAGAUGGUGAAGAAAAUUUUGGCUAAUGUCGAUGAUUGUUUGGGAAUUAAUUCCGUAUUAAAGGAAUUCUACAGCAUGUGGUUCUCCAAGGAUGAUUUCUGCGACGAUGAUGGUGGUGGAUGUUGGGAUUCACUCCGUCUUGUCAUGGAGGAAUUAGAAAUUCUGCGUCCACAUUUUGCUCUUCUGCCCGCACUUACUUAUGGUGCAGACCUACAGAGGGCUCAAAUCCUUUGCUCUCUCGUGGAUUUCAAAGCUGUACUCAAAAGGGCAACCUUGGAUCUCAGAAGAAUUUGCAAGAGAGGAAGAGCCGGCGGGACCAAGUGGAGGGUCAAGAACUUGUUGCGCGUGGUUCAAAUGUUUCAAGAUUCCAUGCCUCUUUUCAGGCCUAAUAUUGCUAGAGCUUUUGGCCAGAUUUCUCAACGUGCAGAGUCCCGCGUCCGCUGGACUCAUUUUUGUUACUGGAGCCAGUUCUUCAAUCCUCAUUUUAUUGAUAUGACCAUCAGUUUCUUGUGCCGGAGAAAGGAGGGCUUGCCGUUGUCCUUGAAGACUUGCUUGGAGGCACUCCCAAAAACCCACUUUUCCCUCGAUUUGUUUCUCAAUGAUGUACUGCCAACUUCGUUUGAUGGCAACAGUGAUUACUGCAACCUCCUCAAUCACAUUGGGGCUUUACUUGUUCAAGCCGCUUCUCAUCUGUAUUCCUGGUCAGUUAAUGAAAUGGAUCAGGACUUGGUUCAGCAGGAAACAGUUGUGAAUGAUCUGUUGAAGAGUUUGACCCCGACAACCCCAAGGGUGUUAGGCAUGUUUAUUAGAGUCCUCAGGAUUUCCAAAAUCUUGAAGUCUUGGGAAACUAUAGAAGCCGCUACCCACUUAGUAAAUUUUCUCAUCCCGGCUGAAACAGAACAAAUUUUGUCAUCAUCUGCUGCAACUAAAAUAUUUCAAAAGGCACUGAUAGGCCUAGUUUCAUUCCUCAUUGAUGCAUCGAUUUUCUCUAAGAAAGAGACAGACAUGUGCCAGGAGGUAUUAAAAGAAACUAUGAGUGUAGUUCGUGAGUUUGGAUCUCUUAGGCAUUUACUUUAUGCCAGUGAUGACAGAGUCUCCAAGCAAACCAGGCUAGCACUUUUCAAUUUGUUGCACAAAAUGGUCCUUCUGAACUUAGAGGUGCUUCUCUUGGAACUAGAGGCACUUAUAGAAUUUGAGCCACAACUAAAGGUGCAGAAGGACCAAGAAAGUGCCCAUCGUUUCAACCUCCUGCAGAAACACAAUGCAGUAUUAAAGAUCCCCGUGCAGGAUCAACUCUGUGUUCUUCAUGAGGGGUUGAGAUUCCUUAGAGCGUUUCUUCCAUAUGCACGCCAAUGUGAUCAAUUGAAGUAUCUUAAGCGAAUGGAAGCACUUUGGAUGCAUAUCGAAGAUCUCACUAGAGACGCCAGCCUCAUGUACGAUUCAUUUUGCCUGGCUUCAAUAACGCAGAAGGUGGCCAUGAGUGAGAUUCAUAAAUUGCAAUUGAAGGUCAAUUUUCUAAACAUAGAGGUAUUUUUCAUGGAGCUGCUGGAGACUAAAUCCAGCUUAUUUUCCCACCUUGAGGGGAAAGUUAAAGUAUUUUAUGAAGGGCUAGUAUUCAUCAGAACAUUCAUAAUGAGUCCCUUAGACGAGGAUGGGAUACUAAUCUUACCAGACAUCAAAGCACUGCUCAUUGAGGUUAAAUCUCUCUAUUACUCAUUUCAUGAACCGGGGAACCUGCUCCUGACAUUGGAGUGCAAGCUCUCCAGUUUGGUAGAAAUGAUAAUGAGCGUCAAAGCUGAUAUCACAGAGAGGUAUAAACGUAUUCGACUGACAUCUCAGUGUAAUUUUCCAAAUUAUAGUGGAUUAGAUUUUAUAGAUUUUAUUUUAGAAAACCUGAAGGAGCUGUUGGCUGGGAAAAUUCCCACUAUUGACUCUAUAAUGCAUCACGUGGAAGUUAUCCACAAUGAGAUGGAAGAUAUUUUGAAUUAUUUCCCCAGGAAUGUGGAAUGGCAGCAUGACGAGGGAUCAGAUUUGAAAAGUCUUGCGAGAGCCAUUAUAAGUGUUGCAUGCCAGGCAGAAUAUGUCAUUGAUACAUUCACGGUUAGUGGUGGUGCCGUCUGGUAUCAUGUAUUAUGGCUUUCUGAUCUGAUAGAAGAGCUCAAACUCCUUAAGGUUCAUGCUUUGGAGAUAUCCAAGAAAACACCUGAUCAGGCUGACACCAGCGUAAAAAAUGUUGGGCAGCCUUUAACAAAUGUGACAUCUGUAACUUCUGCCCCCUUUGUUGGUGAAAUUGUUGUUGAUCUGCAUGAUCAGGCUAAAUUGAUAAUUGAUAAACUCAUGGCAGGAUCAGCACAUCAAGAUGUUGUCUCCAUUGUUGGCAUGCCUGGUUUGGGAAAAACAACUUUAGCACAAAGAGUUUACAAUGAUCCUUCAGUUGUCCACCAUUUCCAUAUGCGUGCAUGGAGUUGUGUAUCUCAAAAUUAUCAGAAAAGAAAGUUGUUGCUUGACCUAUUGAGUAACCUGAUUGAGCUUAAUGAUGAUAUUCAUGAACUGACUGAUGAUGACUUAGAUUUCAAGUUGUACCAAUGCCUGAAGCAAAGAAGAUACCUCAUAGUUUUUGAUGAUUUGUGGAGCAUUCAGCCAUGGAAUGAUUUGCUACUUUCAUUACCUGAUGACAACAACGGAAGCAGAAUAUUGAUCACCUCUCGUCUCCCAGACGUGGCUUCGAAAGUUGCGCCUGGUAGCGUUCCUCAUCACCUUCGUCUACUUUCCGAGGAUGAAAGUUGGGAGCUGUUGCAGAAGAAGUUGUUUCAAUCCCAAGAUUGCCCUGAUGGACUAAUGGAAGUAGGAAAGGAAAUUGUGAGAAGCUGUAAAGGACUACCUCUAGCAAUUGUUGCGAUAUCUGGUCUCCUUCAAAGGACAGAGAAGACACAAGAUUGGUGGAAUCAAGUUGCAGAAAGCUUAACUGCAAAAAUUGUUGAUAGUGCGGAAACAAGGUGCAUGGACAUCCUAGAGCUGAGCUUCAAGCAUUUGCCAAAUCAUUUGAAGCCGUGUUUUCUAUAUGUUGGAGCCUUCUUGGCUGACCAAGAAAUUCCAGUUUGGAAGUUAAGAAGUUUAUGGAUAGCCGAGGGAUUCAUCAAAAAGACCUUUAUGAAGAGCUUGGAUGAUGUUGCAGAUGAAUACCUUAAAGAUCUAAUUGGUAGAAGCUUAGUUAUGGCUUCAAAAAGAAGUUCCAGAGGAGGCGUUAAAACAUGCCGUGUUCAUGAUCUGCUGCAUGCAAUGUGCUUGGCGAAGUGUAAAGAAGACAACUUCCUGUUGUCAGUUGAUGGAUAUGAUCAACAUUUUAGUUCUUCAUUUGAAGAUUUGGAUUACGGUGUUGAUUUGAGUUAUUCUUAUCCAGCAAGUUCGAUAACAUACAAAACAGCAAGGUUAUCCAUCUAUUCCAAGAGGAAUCAUUUUGUUAUGUUAAGGCCGUCAGGUGAACAACUUCGCUCCCUCCUUUUCUUUGCUUCCACUGAUACCUACCCAAGAUGUCCAUAUGAUAUCUCCUUCAUUCCACUCAAUUUCAAACUUCUUCGGGUUCUGGAUUUAGAAUGCAUCAAUUUGGGUAAUUCUUUUCCAACUAAUAUUGAAAAUUUGGUUCAUUUGAGGUUCUUGUCAGUUUGCGGUGAUAUAGACUCGAUUCCUGCAUCAGUUGCCAACCUUUGCAACCUUGAAACCUUAAUUGUGAAAGGAUUGAAAGGUAAGGUUGCACUACCAAAUGCAAUCUGGAGCAUGGUAAAGUUGAGGCAUAUUCAUGUGAAAAAUUAUGCUUGUAUGAGUUGGGAAGACUGUUGCUUUGGUGAUUUCUUUCGUUUUCCUCUGCAUAAUCUUAUUAGUCUUUCCAACCCAUAUCUUUAUGGAUGUGACACGGAGAAGAUCAUGAGGAUGUUGCCCAAACUUCAGAAACUCAGAUGUGUAUUUGCACAAUCACAGGAUGGUACUGGUGACAGCAAUGAGUUCUCAGGCCUGCAGUUUCUGAUGGAGCUUGAGUCACUCAAAGUGUAUUACUCUGGUAGGAUUGCUCAUUCAAGAAAUCUUCAGCUCCCCCUGAAUCUUAAGAAGCUAACUCUGGAGCAAUUUCGUUUACCUUGGGAUCGAAUUUCAGAAGUAGGAAAGCUGCCCAACCUGGAGGUUCUCAAAUUACUGUCUAGAUCUUUUGAGGGUAAAAUAUGGAACAUGAGUGAAGGGGAGUUUCUUAAACUCAAGUACUUAAAGCUUGAUAAUGUGAAUCUAGCCCAAUGGAACGCCUCCAGCGAUCACCUGCCUGAGCUUGAAAGGCUAGUGGUGCAAAAAUGCAGACAGCUGGAGGAAAUUCCCUCUGAUUUUGCGGCUAUUGAGACAUUGGAGGUGAUUGAUAUACAUUUCUGCCGACCUUCUAUUCAAGAAUCAGUUAAAACCCUUAUGGCAGAAAAACUCGAUUUUGGGCAUGAUGACUUCAAGGUCUUCAUUGAUGGUUCCAAUUGGACUUUUGACAUGUGUCCAUAGACCCUUGUUCAAGCAUUGCUUGCUGACCAAAAAUUUUUAUGACAAUUUCUUAGAAAGGUACUUGUUAUACUCUGCAAAUAUAAUCCUUCUACAUACAUUCUUUCUGAACAUGUCCAUUUUUAAUUAUUUUCAGAAAGUGCUUCAUUUUUUAAUAUCUCCGAUUGGAUAGCUACUUCUCAUAGUUAGUCUUCGUUGUCUUAAGUCUGCCUAGCAAGUAGGUGAGCAAACUAACUAAUGUGAUUACUUUUAAAAUGUGGUCACUUUUGCUGUUGGGCUAAUUUUCUUCCUGAUGGAGCAUAGAGAUGGAUAGUAAGUUCUUGUGUUUUAGCUUUAUAGGAACCUAGAGUUUUUCUUCUGUGGAAGAAUUGUUCGUGCUGCAACAUUUCAUUUUGCGGAAAGGCUUUGUAUUUCUGCAAUAUAGAUUUCUUAACUGCUCGAAUUAUCCAUUCGUUGUUCCUAAUUGUUCCCAAG